Ricinus communis (castor bean) is the source of this 2590-nucleotide messenger RNA. RefSeq names its product probable acyl-activating enzyme 16, chloroplastic. The record is from RefSeq and is a predicted model, not a curated record. Gene Ontology annotation, biological process: fatty acid elongation. Lineage: Eukaryota; Viridiplantae; Streptophyta; Magnoliopsida; Malpighiales; Euphorbiaceae. The transcript is spliced from 18 exons. Gene Ontology annotation, cellular component: chloroplast. Gene Ontology annotation, molecular function: long-chain fatty acid [acyl-carrier-protein] ligase activity.
CCCGGGAACGAAACGCCACCACCACCACUAAUUAGCGCUAGAGACAGCCCGUCUUGGCCUUGAAACACCUAUUAAAUCAGACCACAAAAUUGAAUAAAAUCCAGCAGGAGGAUUCUGCAGCAUGUUAAUCCCAGGAGCAUGCUUGAGAGCUUCAUUAGCAAGGAAAUCUGCAGAGCUCUCUCCAUUCCUUUCCCUAUAGAGAAGGAGGAGGAAAAGAAAGUGAAAAGGUGUUCACCUUAUUUGGAGAAGGCAUUGCUUAAAAGUAAUGGGGAGUUGGUACCUGAUGAGUGGAAAGCAGUUCCUGAUAUUUGGAGAACUUCAGCCGAGAAAUAUGGUGAUAGGGUUGCAUUGGUGGAUCCAUAUCAUGACCCACCUACCAAUUUCACUUAUAAUCAGUUGGAGCAGGAAAUUUUAAAUUUUUCUGAGGGCUUAAGAGUUAUUGGAGUAAAGCCAAAUGAGAAAGUUGCUCUUUUUGCUGAUAAUUCUUGUCGAUGGCUUGUAGCAGAUCAAGGUAUAAUGGCUAUGGGAGCGAUUAAUGUUGCGAGGGGAUCAAGAUCAUCUGUUGAAGAGCUAUUACAAAUAUACAAUCAUUCUGAAAGUGUUGCACUUGUAGUGGACAGUCCUGAAUUGUUCAAUCGAAUUGCAGAAACACUAUGUUCCAAUGCAGUUAUCACAUUUAUCAUUCUACUUUGGGGAGAGAAAUCAAGCUUAGCUAUUUAAGGAAUGGAUGGCAUACCUGUUUUUAAUUACAAACAGAUUGUAAACUUGGGACGAGAGAGCCGUAGAGCUCUGCAUGAUUCAGAUGAUGCUUGGCAACGGUAUGUGUAUGAAACAAUAAGCUCAGAUGAUGUUGCUACAGUCAUUUAUACUAGCGGAACCACAGGAAAUCCAAAAGGAGUCAUGCUUACACAUAAGAAUUUGUUGCACCAGAUAAAUAAUCUAUUGGACGUUUUUCCUGCCGAACCUGGGGAUAGAUUUCUAAGCAUGCUACCUCCUUGGCAUGUGUAUGAGCGGACUUGUGAGUAUUAUAUAAUGACGCUUGGAGUUGAGUAAGUAUACACAAUUGUGAGAAAUUUAAAGGAAGAUCUCAAGCAGUAUCAGCCACAUUACAUGUUCUCUGUUCCUUUAGUAUACGAGACACUGUACAGUGGGAUACAAAAGCAGAUCUCUAGAAGUUCCACUAUUCAUAAGCUUGUUGCACUUACAUUCAUAAGGGUCAGCUUGGCAUACAUGGAGUUCAAGAGAAUUUAUGAGGGGACUUUUUUGACCAGGAUUCAGAAGCAACCAUCAUAUCUCAUUUCACUAUUGGACUGUCUAUGGGCAAGAAUCAUGGCUGCAAUCUUGUUGCCAGUGCAUAUGCUGGCUAAGAAUCUUUUUUACCAUAAAAUUCAUUUAGCUAUUGGAAUAAGCAAGGCUGGCAUAAGUGCUGGUGGCAGUUUACCCAUGCAUGUUGAUAAGUUUUUUGAGGCAAUUGGCGUAAAACUCCAGAAUGGGUAUGGUAUGACGGAGUCAUCUCCAGUUACUGCUGUCCGACGACCUACUUGUAAUGUUCUUGGUUCAAUUGGGCAUCCGAUUCGGCACACAGAGUUUAAAGUGGUAGAUGCUGAAACUGAUGAAGCUCUUCCAGAUGGAUCAAAAGGGAUUGUGAAAGUCAGGGGGCCUCAAGUGAUGAAAGGUUACUAUAAGAAUCCUUGGGCCACAAAGCAAGUAUUAGAUGAGGAAGGUUGGCUAAAUACUGGUGAUAUAGGCUGGAUUGCUCCUCACCACUCAAUUGGGCGAAGCCGCCAAUGUAGUGGUGUUGUUGUCUUGGAGGGACGUGCUAAGGAUACCAUAGUUCUUUCAACAGGUGAAAACAUUGAGCCCUCAGAGAUUGAGGAAGCUGCUAUGAGAAGUGCCCUUAUUCAACAGAUCAUUGUCAUUGGUCAGGACCAACGUCGUCUUGGAGCUAUAAUUGUUCCAAACAAAGAAGAGGUACUUCUAGCUGCAAAAAAAUUGUCCAUUAUAGAUGCCAACACCUCUGAGCUGAAGAAGGAGCAAAUGGCAAGCAUGCUAGAUGAGGAACUUAGGAAUUGGACAUCAAGUUGUUCAUUUAAAGUUGGACCAAUACUCAUUGUGGAUGAGCCUUUUACGAUUGAAAGUGGCUUGAUGACCCCAACCAUGAAAAUCAGAAGGGACAGAGUCAUGGAUCAAUACAGAGAGCAGAUAGCCAAUCUCUACAAGUAGUUCAAUUGAUCAUAUGGGUACAUGAGAUUGAAUAACUAAAUAAAGGGCCUUGGUAUACGGUCACAAGAAAAUAACCUCUUCCCAGGUAAAUUCCUACGUGAAGUGUAGAAUAACUUCUUGAUUUGGUCCUGAAAACUACAUUGACAUGUAGAUUUGUGAUCGGGGCAAUAACAAGCUCCUGAGAGUGAGGAUCGAUUCUAAAAUUUAUAGAUGAGAGAUUGUUGGAUUAAAUCAAACUAGAGAUUUUAUUUACUUUAAUAUAUAUAUAUAUAUACACACACUAUGAGAAUAAUGCUACCCAAAUUGGAUUCCCUGAUAGCUGAUGCCACAUAAAUAAAAAAGAAUCAUUGCAGUAUUAUUUGCUCAA